AUGGCUGUUGUUGUUUCUCCUCAAUGUUUUUUUCAAAUCAUCCUUCUCAUUUCUUUGUUUCAGUUCUCUUUAGCUACUAGGAGGCUGAAUGAGCUGGUUCAGGACCAGUCUCAGCUUCUUCAUUACCACAAUGGUCCUUUGCUAUAUGGCAAAAUCUCCGUCAAUCUCAUCUGGUAUGGUCAGUUCAAACCAUCCCAAAAAGCCAUAAUAACCGAUUUCAUCACCUCCCUCUCAUCCCCAAUGGCUCAGAGCAACCAACCCUCUGUUGCCACGUGGUGGAAAACCACCGAGAAGUACUACCACCUCAGCUCCAAGAAGUCUAAGUCUUCUUCUUUUUCCCUUUCAUUGGGUAAGCAGAUUCUCGACGAGAACUACUCGCUCGGAAAGUCACUCACUUCCAAGCACCUUGUUGAAUUGUCUUCCAAAGGAGACCAGAAAAACACAAUUAACGUUGUUCUGACAUCUGCCGAUGUGGCCGUCGAAGGUUUCUGCAUGAACCGAUGUGGCACUCACGGGUCUUCCUCGGUGGGUCACGUGAAGGGCAAGAACUACAAGUUCGCUUACAUCUGGGUCGGUAACUCCGAGACCCAAUGUCCAGGUCUAUGCGCGUGGCCAUUCCACCAGCCAAUCUAUGGUCCCCAAAGCCCACCGCUGAUUGCCCCCAACAACGAUGUGGGUCUUGACGGAAUGGUUAUCAACCUGGCUAGCCUCUUUGCCGGAACUGCCACCAAUCCUUUUGGAAAUGGUUACUUCCAGGGUCCUGCUGAGUCUCCACUUGAAGCUGCAUCGGCAUGUCCUGGGGUUUAUGCUAAAGGGGCUUACCCCGGUUAUGCUGGUAACUUGCUAGUGGACUCUACUACUGGUGCUAGCUACAACGCACAUGGUAAUAAUGGCAGGAAGUACCUGCUUCCUGCUUUGUAUGAUCCUUCUACAUUAUCGUGCUCAACGCUUGUGUGAGGAUUUCUAUAGUGCUCGUCGUUACUGUGCUUCUGCUACUUUAUUAGAUACUGGGGGUUAAUUAGUAGGUUGUACAAAUAAGUAUUA
This is a messenger RNA of Gastrolobium bilobum, 1044 nucleotides long. Its product is annotated as protein PHOSPHATE-INDUCED 1-like. The transcript has a single exon. The record is from RefSeq and is a predicted model, not a curated record. The coding region runs from base 1 to 957 and encodes 318 amino acids. Lineage: Eukaryota; Viridiplantae; Streptophyta; Magnoliopsida; Fabales; Fabaceae.